AUGGAUGUCUGGAAGAUAAGGCGACGAAGUGAGUUGUACGCUGCUCUCAGGCCAGGAGGAGUUGGCAGCACCAUCCUGAACAAACAUGGCAGCACAGUCUGGUCUCAAAACGAUGUCCAAGACAACCAGAGAUGCACAAAAAUGGCUUCUGAUGAAGAUGAAGUGCGGAUCCUGGUCGUGGGAGUCAGAGGUCAGUCCAGAUUCGUCGCUGCAGAUCUUCUGUCAGGAAGGAAAGACGGUGGACAGGAGGACAGAGAGAUUGUAAAGACUCCAGUAAUUACAGACGAGGCUCGUAGAGUGAUGCUGGUCACUGGACCAAACCUCUGUGAGGAGGACACGGCGAGACAGACCUUCACAACAGCGCUGUUUCUCUCGUCUCCUGGACCUCACGCCGUUUUAAUGGUCCUGAAUCUGGAAGAUCAACAAUCACAACAGUGUGAUAUUGAGAAACGAGCCCAGGAGCUGCUGGGAGCAGAAGUCCUGCAGUACUGCAUUGUUCUUCUGCUCCAAAAUCACCAGGAACCUUUCACAGGAGCGUCCAGAGGGAUUGCUGGAGAAAUGAUCAACGCUUGUGGAGGAAGAUUUCACAUCAUAAGAGACUCUGAACCAAAACCUGCUCAAAGAGCAGCUCUCGUAGAAGAAGUAGAGAAGUUAGUUCAACUCAAUGAACACAGAUUUUACUCAGUAUUGACACAACAGUUACGAUCAGAAAGGCUGGAGUGA
Onychostoma macrolepis is the source of this 723-nucleotide messenger RNA. Its product is annotated as GTPase IMAP family member 9-like. The record is from RefSeq and is a predicted model, not a curated record. The transcript has 2 exons. Lineage: Eukaryota; Metazoa; Chordata; Actinopteri; Cypriniformes; Cyprinidae. Gene Ontology annotation, molecular function: GTP binding. The coding region runs from base 1 to 723 and encodes 240 amino acids.